Molecule: messenger RNA, 783 nt
Organism: Haliotis rufescens (red abalone)
Lineage: Eukaryota; Metazoa; Mollusca; Gastropoda; Lepetellida; Haliotidae
Product: basic proline-rich protein-like
Exons: 2
Coding region: 1-783 (260 amino acids)
Source: RefSeq, a predicted model, not a curated record
AUGCGGACACCAUCCCCCAUCCCCCGCACCACUCCAGGCCCAUCCCCAGCACCACCCCAGGCCCAUCCCCCGCACCACUCCAGGCCCAUUCCCCGCACCAAUCCAGGCCUAAGACCCGCACCACUCCAAGCCCAUUCCCCGCACCACUCCAGGCCUAAGACCCGCACCACCCCAGGCCCAUCCCCCGCACCACUCCAAGCCCAUUCCCCGCACAACUCCAGGCCCAAGACCCGCACCACUCCAAGCCCAUCCCCCGCACCACUCCAAGCCCAUUCCCCGCACAACUCCAGGCCUAAGACCCGCACCACUCCAGGCCCAUCCCCCGCACCACUCCAAGCCCAAGACCCGCACCACUCCAAGCCCAAGACCCCCACCACUCCAGGCCCAAGACCCGCACCACUCCAAGCCCAAGACCCGCACCUCUCCAGGCCCAAGACCCGCACCACUCCAGGCCCAAGACCCGCACCUCUCCAAGACCCGCACCACUCCAGGCCCAAGACCCGCAACGCUCCAAGCCCAAGACCCGCACCACUCAAGGCCCAAGACCCGCACCGCUCCAAGCCCAAGACCCGCACCACUCAAGGCCCAGGCCCCGCACCGCUCCAAGCCCAAGACCCGCACCACUCCAGGCCCAAGACCCGCACCGCUCCAAGCCCAAGACCCGCACCGCUCAAGGCCCAAGACCCGCACCGCUCCAAGCCCAAGACCCGCACCACUCAAGGCCCAGGCCCCGCACCACUCCAGGCUUACCUACCAUAUCAAGCGUCUCCAGAUCCACCCUGA